Molecule: messenger RNA, 1662 nt
Organism: Phragmites australis (common reed)
Lineage: Eukaryota; Viridiplantae; Streptophyta; Magnoliopsida; Poales; Poaceae
Product: anthocyanidin 3-O-glucosyltransferase 2-like
Exons: 1
Coding region: 16-1446 (476 amino acids)
Molecular function (GO): UDP-glycosyltransferase activity
Source: RefSeq, a predicted model, not a curated record
UCUAGUCCAUGAUCAAUGGCUGCCGCAACCAUCGUCUUCCUUCCGUGCUGGGGGUCCGGCCACUUCAUGUCCAUGAUUGAGGCCGGCAAGCGGAUGCUUGCCAGCAGCGGCGGCGCCCUCUCUUUGACCGUGCUGGUCAUGCAGGCUCCGUCAGCAGCGAAGGCGUCCGAGGUCGAGGACCACGUACGCCGGGAGGCGGCGUCCGGCCUUGACAUCCGCUUCCUCCGUCUUCCCGCCAUCGAGCCGCCUACCGACUGCAAAGCCCCCGAGGAGUUUAACUUUAGGUACAUCCAACUCCAUGCGCCUCACGUCGCGGAGGCCAUAGCCGGCUUGGCGUCCCCGGUGGCCGCGAUCGUCGUCGACCUUUUCUGCACGCCCCUGCUCGACGUGGCCCGCAAGCUCGCCGUGCCGCGCUACGUGUACUUCGCCUCCACCGGCGCGUUCCUCGCGCUCAUGCUGUGUCUCCCGACUCUCCGUGAGCAACUCACCGUCAGUUUCAGGGAGAUGGAAGGCACGGUGCACGUUCCCGGGCUGCCGCCGGUGCCGUCGUCUUACAUGCCGGCGUGCUUGGCCAGCAAGAAGACUAACAACAUCCAGUGCUUCGAGUACUACGGGCGCCGCUUCAUGGACGCGAGCGGCAUCAUCGUGAACUCUUCCGUCGAGCUCGAGCGCGGGGUUCUCACCGCGAUCGCAGACGGCCGCUGCGUGCUGGGCCGCCCCGCUCCGGUAGUCCAUGCCAUCGGCCCGGUGAUCUGGUUCGGCGCGCGUGAGGAGCCGCACGAAUGCGUCCAGUGGCUCCACUCGCAGCCGUCAGCUUCAGUGGUGUUCCUCUGUUUCGGAAGCAUCGGAUUCCUCGACAGGGCUCAGGUCGAGGAGAUCGCCGCUGGCCUAGAGCGCAGCGGCCAUCGCUUCCUUUGGGUGCUGCGGGGCCCACCGGCCGCCGGGUCGAGCUACCCGACGGACGCCGACCUGGACGCGACGCUCCCCUCGGGGUUCCUGAAGAGGACCGAGGGGCGCGGGCUCGUGUGGCCAUCGUGGUCGCCGCAAAAGGAGGUCCUGGCCCACCCCGCCGUCGGCGGCUUCGUCACCCACUGCGGCUGGAACUCGGUCCUCGAGAGCUUGUGGUUCGGCGUGCCGAUGGUGCCGUGGCCGCUGUACGGCGAGCAGCACCUGAACGCGUUCGAGCUCAUCGCGGACAUGGGUGUCGCCGUCCAGCUGAAGAAGAUGGACAGGAGCAAGGAGGACUUCUUCGUCGAAGCGGCCGAGUUGGAGCAGGCGGUGCGGGGCCUGAUGGGCGAAACGGCGAAGGGGAGCAAGGCGAGGGAGAAGGCCCUGGAGAUGAAGGCCACGUGCCGGAAGGCCGUGGCCGAGGGCGGAUCGUCGUACGCCGCGCUCCGGAAGCUCGUGCUCGAGAUCUCACCCGGCGGAGAGGGGCCGUCGCCGUGAUGGCCGGGGGAUGUUCGCCGUGUUCUGGUCGGACAUGGCAUGUUGUCACGAGUAAUGGUUUCUCUGGUAUUUAAUGACUGCGAAACGUUGUGAAUGAUUCGAAAUAUCUAGCGCUUUGUUCUGUAGCGCCUAGCUACCUGUCCGUGCUGCUCUGUAUUUAAUUUUGUCGACGUUUCGUGAACUGUCCAUCUUACAAAUUCCUAAAUAUAGAAUGAG